AUGAGGGCAAGAGGAAUAAUUUUGACAGUUUUAGUAAAUCCAACUACAGGUAGUUGGUCAAAAAUAUCGAGACAAAACAACUUAAGCUAGCAACAUGCGAUUCAGCCGCCAUUGUUUUGGUUUUCAAGGUUGGCGCUUUUCUCUACUAGUGGGCUAUAACACCUAGCCUAGUAGUAGCUCAACCAAUCAGAGUGCAGUAUUGAUAAUAAACGACUAGUUGGAUUUUACUAAUAAUGGUUAUUGGACUGAGUGGAGUCCAAUUCAGUCUGAAAUAAUGUGAGUGAUUAACAAAAUUGGGCGAACGCGUCGCAGGAGUCCAUUUUGUUAAUCACUAGUAUGAUUUCAGAGUGAAUUGGAUGACACGAAGUUCUGUUACCAAUUAAUCGUAACUAUAACAAAAUUUGUGAUGUUUUAGGCUUUUUUCUGAUUAAAACACAAGAAAUUCUGAGAGGUUUUUUGCUAGCAGUGAAAAAAUCCAUUUACGUGUGCGCGAGUGAUGGCACAUACCGUCCAAUUACAUGACAUAUACUGUCCUAUUACACCGUCCUAUUAGUGCUGAAAUCAGGACAGUUGAUAGCCAAUCAGAUUUGAGAAUUUUGUUAUACAGAGUUAUGAUUAUUAGAAAAACUUGAUACAACUUACCGAGGAUAAUCUACACAAUCCAGAUUAUUAUGAUUCUAUCUCAGCACAAAAGGCAAGAGCAAGACGUAUACGAACAUAAAGCAUCUUUCUGCUUUACAUACAUAUAAUACAUGUCUUAUUUACAAAUGUUAAUCAUAAUUUCUGAAUUCAAAAUGAAAUGAAUUAAGGUCAUCAGAAAAGGUCGUCUGUAGUGUUUCAGGACACCAGAAGACACUAAGUCUAUCACACAGUUAGAAAAAAAGUCAACAUGGUUUCUUUACUCCAUCUUCACCGCUUAACUUACAAUUCCUGAAUGCCAGUACCCGGCACACCACAUCUCCAAUUUUAAAUUAAGUAGGGUAGCAAAAUGAAUGGAUAUAUUUCUCGAAAGGACAGAAUUUGUAAUCAUAGAUGGCAAACUCCUACCCAAAAUGACUUCUUAGAAAUUUCAUUGAAUAAACAGGUGAGUCAGACAGGUCUGUUCAUAGUAGAGCUGACUCCUUUGAUUCUAUUUUCUUGUGACCAUCUCUCAUUUGCUGAAUCAUUUACUCUAGUAUUGGCAAUUUGGGUUAUCGCUUAUGGGAGUCUAAACUGUAGUAUUUAGUAUAGUGUAUAGUGUAGUGAAGUAUUUAGAUUAUACGUAUCAAUUUUUCUUGAGACGACAAAUAUGUAUGAAUUAUCUGAUUUACAUGUACUUAGCAUCAAGAUUAUAUGAUAAACAGCUAUCCAACUUACUUAUCAUAUACCCUAUUUCCGGAAAAUGUGUACUUGUUUUGUUAAAAUGUGACAUUACUUCUUAUAGAACAGCCUGCAUUCACCACACAUCCUAAAAAUCCUGAGAUAUUCAGGGAAGGGGGAAGUAUAACCUUUUCAAGUGAUGCAAAUGGCAUUCCUGAACCAACAUUUUCUUGGACCAAAGACGGGUCUGAG
Messenger RNA from Porites lobata, 1551 nucleotides. The record is from the annotation of a GenBank genome assembly. NCBI's taxonomy places the organism in Eukaryota, Metazoa, Cnidaria, Anthozoa, Scleractinia, Poritidae.